Molecule: messenger RNA, 8766 nt
Organism: Manis javanica (Malayan pangolin)
Lineage: Eukaryota; Metazoa; Chordata; Mammalia; Pholidota; Manidae
Source: RefSeq, a predicted model, not a curated record
GCGGGUCGGAAGCGGAAGGAAAGGGCGGUCGGCCGCUGGGCUCUGGCGCUGCGCGGCCGGCUUGGGAGCUGAGCCGCGGGAAGGGCGCGUGUCGACCGCUCACUGGCGCAGCCGCCGCCGCUGCCGCCCCGCCCCGGCGUUGUCGCAGGCACAGUCGCGGACGAAGCGCGGCCCGCCAUGGGCAGGAAAGGGGACGCGGGCGGCGCGAAUGCCGUGGCGGCGCGGCCGGUGACAGGGGUUUGCUGUAAAAUGGGACUUCUGUUUAUACUCACUGGACUAUGGCUGUUUUCUUCAGUAAAGGCAGAUUCAAAAGCCAUUACAACCUCUCUUACGACAAAAUGGUUUUCCACUCCAUUGUUGUUAGAAGCCAGUGAGUUUUUAGCAGAAGACAGUCAAGAGAAAUUUUGGAAUUUUGUAGAAGCCAGUCAAAAAAUUGGAUCAUCAGAUCAUCACGGUACUGAUUAUUCCUAUUAUCAGGCAAUAUUGGAAGCUGCAUUUCAGUUUCUGUCACCUCUGCAGCAGAAUUUGUUGAAAUUUUGUCUGUCUCUUCAUUCUUACUCCGCUACCAUUCAAGCCUUCCAGCAGAUAGCAGCUGAUGAACGUCCCCCAGAAGGCUGUGCUUCAUUUUUUUCAGUGCAUGGAAAGACGACUUGUGAUUUUGAUGCCCUGGAGACCCUGACACUGACAGCAUCUGAAAGACCCAAACCUUUAUUGUUCAAAGGAGAUCACAGAUAUCCCUCAUCUAAUCCUGAAAGUCCAGUGGUGAUUUUCUACUCUGAAAUUGGCUAUAAGGAAUUUUAUCAUUUCCACCGCCAACUUAUAUCAAAAAGCAAUGCAGGCAAAAUCAAUUACGUAUUCAGACAUUAUGUAUCUAAUCCCAGGGAGGAGCCUGUUUACCUCUCCGGCUACGGUGUGGAAUUGGCCAUUAAGAGCACUGAGUACAAGGCCAAGGAUGAUACUCAGGUGAAAGGCACAGAGGUAAACACCACAGUGAUCGGUGAAAAUGAUCCUAUUGAUGAAGUUCAAGGAUUCCUCUUUGGAAAAUUAAGAGACCUGCACCCCGGCCUGGAAGGCCAGCUGAAGGAGCUCAGGAGGCACCUGGUGGAGAACACCAACGAGAUGGCGCCUCUCAAAGUGUGGCAGCUGCAAGAUCUAAGCUUCCAGACUGCUGCCCGAAUCUUGGCUGCUCCUGUUGAGUUAGGGUUGGUGGUUAUGAAGGAUCUCAGUCAAAAUUUUCCUACUAAAGCCAGAGCAAUAACAAAAACAGCUGUGAGUUCAGAGCUUAGAACUGAAGUGGAAGAGAAUCAGAAGUAUUUCAAGGGAACUUUAGGAUUACAGCCUGGAGAUUCAGCACUGUUCAUCAAUGGACUUCAUAUUGAUUUAGAUACGCAGGAUAUAUUCAGUCUUUUUGAUGUAUUGAGGAAUGAAGCUCGGGUGAUGGAGGGUCUUCAUAGAUUGGGGAUCGAAGGCCUUUCUCUGCAUAAUGUCUUGAAACUGAACAUCCAGCCCUCUGAGGCCGACUAUGCCGUGGACAUCAGGAGUCCUGCAAUCUCAUGGAUCAAUAACCUGGAGGUCGAUAGCAGAUAUAAUUCGUGGCCUUCUAGUCUACAAGAGUUGCUCCGACCCACCUUCCCUGGGGUCAUCCGGCAGAUCAGGAAAAACUUACAUAACAUGGUUUUCAUAGUCGAUCCUGCUCAUGAGACCACAGCGGAGUUGAUCAACACAGCUGAGAUGUUUCUCAGUAAUCACAUACCACUGAGACUCGGCUUAAUCUUUGUGGUUGAUGACUCUCAAGAUGUUGAUGGCAUACAGGACGCUGGAGUGGCUAUUCUGAGAGCCUAUAAUUAUGUUGCCCAAGAAACAGAUGAUUAUCAUGCCUUCCAAACUCUGAUCCAUAUAUAUAACAAAGUAAGGACUGGAGAAAAAGUGAAAGUCGAACAUGUGGUUGGUGUUCUGGAGAAGAAAUACCCGUAUGUAGAAGUGAAUAGCAUUUUGGGGAUUGAUUCUGCUUAUGAUCAGAAUCGGAAGGAAGCAAGAGGCUACUAUGAGCAGACUGGCAUCGGUCCCCUGCCUGUCGUUCUGUUCAAUGGAAUGCCUUUAGAGAAGGACCAGCUAGAUCCGGACGAGCUGGAAACCGUCACAAUGCACAGAAUCCUGGAGACCACAGCUUUCUUCCAGAGGGCAGUGUACUUGGGAAGCACUUGUUCCGGUGGAUUGACUGUGGAGGGAGAGAAGGAGUUCAGAGAUAACUUCUAUGUGGAUGAUUAUGGUAGAUUUACUGUCUUGGAUUCCCAAGGCCAGACUGCUGCUGUAGCCAAUAGUAUGAACUAUCUGACGAAGAAAGGAAUGUCCUCCAAGGAAGUUUAUGAUGAUUCUUUUAUUAGGCCAGUAACUUUUUGGAUUGUUGGGGAUUUUGAUAGCCCUUCUGGAAGGCAGUUACUGUAUGAUGCUGUUAAACAUCAGAAAUCCAGUAACAAUGUUAGAAUAAGCAUGAUCAAUAAUCCUAGUGAAGACAUACGUUAUGAGAACACUCAGAUCUCCAGAGCCAUCUGGGCAGCUCUGCAAACACAGACCUCCAACGCUGCUAAGAACUUCAUCACAAAAAUGGCCAAGGAGGAGACCGCGGAGGCCCUGGCCGCAGGCGCUGACAUCGGGGCGUUCUCUGUUGGGGGCAUGGAUUUCAGUCUUUUUAAAGAGGUCUUUGAAUCUUCCAAAAUGGAUUUCAUUUUGUCUCAUGCCAUGUACUGCAGGGAUGUUCUGAAGCUGAAGAGAGGACAGAGGGCGGUGAUCAGCAAUGGAAGGAUCAUUGGGCCACUGGAGGACAGUGAACUCUUUAACCAAGACGAUUUCCACCUCCUAGAAAACAUCAUCUUAAAAACUUCAGGACAGAAAAUCAAAUCUCAUAUUCAGCAGCUCCGGGUAGAAGAAGAUGUGGCAAGUGACCUGGUAAUGAAGGUGGAUGCUCUCCUGUCAGCCCAACCGAAAGGAGAUGCAAGAAUUGAGUACCAGUUUUUUGAAGACAGGCACAGUGCCAUUAAACUGAGGCCGAAGGAAGGGGAGACGUACUUUGAUGUCGUGGCUGUCAUCGACCCUGUCACCAGAGAAGCACAGAGACUUGCUCCGCUGCUCUCGGUUCUAACUCAGCUGAUCAACAUGAAUCUGAGAGUAUUUAUGAACUGCCAAUCUAAACUUUCUGACAUGCCUUUGAAAAGCUUUUACCGUUAUGUCUUAGAACCAGAGAUUUCUUUCACCUCAGACAACAACUUUGCUAAGGGUCCAAUAGCAAAGUUUUUGGAUAUGCCACAGUCUCCUCUGUUCACUCUGAAUUUAAACACCCCCGAGGGCUGGAUGGUGGAGUCUGUCAGAACACCGUACGAUCUGGAUAAUAUUUAUUUAGAAGAGGUGGACAGCGUGGUGGCUGCCGAGUACGAGCUGGAGUACCUCUUACUAGAAGGUCACUGCUACGACAUUACCACGGGCCAGCCCCCACGCGGACUGCAGUUUACACUGGGAACCUCAGCCCAGCCCGUCACUGUGGACACCAUCGUUAUGGCCAACCUGGGCUACUUUCAGUUAAAAGCCAACCCAGGCGCUUGGAUUCUCAGACUAAGGAGGGGACGGUCUGAAGAUAUUUAUAGGAUCUAUAGCCACGAUGGUACAGAUUCUCCACCUGAUGCCGAUGAGGUGGUGGUUGUUCUCAACAACUUUAAGAGUAAAAUUAUUAAAGUGAAGGUUCAGAAGAAGGCAGACAUGGUGAAUGAGGAUUUGCUGAGUGAUGGAACUAAUGAGAAUGAGUCUGGAUUUUGGGACUCCUUCAAAUGGGGCUUUUCGGGCGGACAGAAGACUGAGGAAGUGAAACAGGAUAAAGAUGACAUAAUUAACAUUUUCUCCGUUGCAUCUGGUCAUCUCUAUGAAAGAUUUCUUCGCAUAAUGAUGCUAUCAGUCCUGAAGAAUACCAAAACUCCUGUGAAAUUCUGGUUCUUGAAGAAUUAUUUGUCCCCCACAUUUAAGGAAUUUAUACCUUAUAUGGCAAAUGAAUACAAUUUCCAGUAUGAGCUUGUUCAGUACAAGUGGCCCCGGUGGCUUCAUCAGCAGACUGAGAAGCAGCGCAUCAUCUGGGGUUACAAGAUCCUCUUCCUGGAUGUGCUCUUCCCGCUCGUUGUUGACAAGUUCCUGUUUGUGGAUGCCGAUCAGAUUGUGCGAACAGAUCUGAAAGAGUUAAGAGACCUCAGCUUGGAUGGCGCUCCUUACGGUUAUACUCCCUUCUGUGACAGCCGAAGAGAGAUGGACGGCUACAGGUUCUGGAAAUCGGGGUACUGGGCCAGCCAUUUAGCUGGGCGAAAGUAUCAUAUCAGUGCACUGUAUGUCGUUGAUCUGAAGAAGUUUAGGAAAAUAGCUGCUGGUGACAGACUUAGGGGACAGUACCAAGGUCUGAGUCAGGAUCCCAACAGCCUUUCAAAUCUUGACCAAGAUUUGCCCAAUAACAUGAUCCAUCAAGUGCCAAUAAAAUCACUCCCUCAAGAAUGGCUUUGGUGUGAAACGUGGUGUGAUGAUGCCUCUAAGAAAAGGGCAAAAACAAUUGAUUUGUGUAACAAUCCAAUGACCAAAGAACCGAAGCUGGAGGCGGCUGUGCGAAUUGUCCCCGAGUGGCAGGACUACGAUCAAGAGAUCAAACAGCUACAGGUCCGCUUUCAGAAGGCGAAGGAAACUGGGGCCACAGAUGAGGAGACGACAGCACAGGAGCCAAGCUGGGAAGGUCCUCAGAAACGUGAAGAAUUAUGAUUUCUAGAGGAGGAUAGGAAAUUACACCAUUUGAAAAACACUUUUUAUAUUAAAUGCUAGUUUUUUCUGAUCUGUCUAUACAACUGCUGAUAAACUGGCUGGGCAGGUGUGCCACAGCUUUUGAUUCUGAGCAUGUGAUUUUGACGUCUGCAUCCAGGUGGGCUCUGGAUCUCGGAGUUGAGGCCCUAUCGGAUUUGUACCUCAUGGGAAGACAACUGUCUGGUCUUUUGGGACUCGGUAGAGAGCAGUCUUUUAACCAGAAAGGAACAUGGCAGAGGCAACUGGGAGAAAGCAGGCCCCACGGUGCCCACGGCAAGAGCACGCUUGCUGCCUCGCCCGGGAAGCGCCCCGCCCGCGCCGCCGUGUCCUUCCGUGCCAGCGUGCUGGCCGCGGAGCUCAGUCUGCAGCCUGCGCUGCAGAGCGGGUGCGGCUUUGAGGCCGGCCGGCUGAGGCUUUGCUCAAGGCCCGCCCCUGAGGUUUGUGCCCGUGCCGCUGCGCCCUCCUGUGCUCUCGCCCCCAGCAUUGCGCCCCCAGCAUUGCGUUCACUGUUGAAUUGAAACCCAGCCAGGCAAUUGUGUGUCUCCCGGGUUGGCUCCAGGCAAACUAAUUUUGGGGUAGGAUGGGGGUGGGUUGGGCUGAGGGUAGGGAAAUGUCAGGAGCAGGAAGGCUCUGGGGUGUUGAGGGAAGGCAGAAAGACCAGAAAACCGGCCAUUCUGUUUAUAAACCAUCAGUACCAUUGCAAAUAAUUUGAAACGAAAACAUUACUGUUAUUCCCCACCCAACCCCAAUGAACUUUUUUAGGUAAUUGUUUUGUAAACAAUUUUCGUAUUUAUGAAAGUCCUUGCUUUUUUUCCCACUUUCUAAAAAGAUGUCUGUUACUGAUCUGCUCACUGCAUGCAGCCCUAGUGACCCCUCCAGGGACCCACCUGGGAGGCUCAGGGCCCCCCAGGAAGGCUGCCGCAUCAUCUGCCCCGCCUCCUCCCAGACCUGGGGGACGGUGGCUUCGACUUUCUUUUACAAGAGACUCCCAGACCUGAGGCCGGGAGAGGUUCUGACUGGGUGGUCCAUGUUUUCCUAUACACUGUUCUAUAUUCCUUUUAGUCUGGCACUGCGGAUUGCCUCCCGCUUGCACAGAUUGCCAGCACUCCCCGUCUGGCUCCAUGGAGUUGCCUCUCCAAGCAGCGCUGGCCGUCAGCCUUUGCUUCUUGCGUCUUUACAUCAGAGCCCAGACUGGCCCGUCUGCAGCAGCCUGUCCUGGUGAGUGGGCCGUGCCGGGAGGCAGCCACGAGGAGUCAGUGUGCCACUGGCCUGCGUGGGUGUGGGGCUCCAGGCCCUCCCCUCCGUCUGCCUGGCUGCAGGGACAGCAGCCAGGGCUCUCAUGGACUCUGCCUCCUCCCACGUGAGCAGUUCUCAGGUUUUGCCUGUUGCUUAAAAAUACGACAAGGGGGUGCAGAUGGGUAGCUAAGUCCUUGCUCUUCUAAGCCAGGUAUAGCUGACUUGCAGUCUUUUUUUUUUAAAUCAAAGUCUUAUGACAUAUCGAGUAAUUUAUUUUUUCCAAAUCACAUGUAGAAGUUAGCUUGGGAGUCUGUCAGUCUGAGGGAGCAACUUUGCUUUUCUAAAUCCGGUAAAAACUGGGGAGGGAAGCUCAGAAGAGUUUUAGAUCAGUUCAUCCAAGACUGAGAAGUGCCCUUAGAAGCACUGCUGUUGACAAGGGCUGUAGCGUGAGCCCCCUGCCCUGCCCCUCUUGGGUCAGAGCAGCUAAGGGAUGGAAUCGUGGGAGCAGAACACGACUGUGCAGCUUCAUCUCAGAUCUACCUGAGCCUUCACUGCUGCUGCUGCCCCUCCUCCCUGCACCUGGGCAGAACUGCAUUUUCCACUUCACCUUCUGGGAGCAGGAAAUACACAGUCACUGGGACACCCUUCUUAAAUGCUGGUUCCUUGGGCCAUGGAACAGGCCUUUGUGUCUUCCCACCAGGUCUCUUGUGCAUAUCGGGAGGAAGGAGCAGUGUGGAGCCUGUGCUCUGGACUGUGCAUGUCCUCUUCGCCCCCAUCAUGAACCCAAGUCUUGUUAAUGUUGAGUCUGAAUAUGUAAGGCCAGCUUACUUCGAAAAUGGGCUAGGCUAGGGCCCUUCUGCCAGUAUCUUGGUUCAUGUGGCAUAAGCAUCUUUCAAAAUGAACUUCUAAUGCCCUAGGAAAUGAUGUUAGCACUAAAAAUUGGUCACUUUAUCUCAACUAAAAGCAAAUUGUGACUGAAAAUAUAGGUGGGAGAGGUUUUUCCCCAAGAAGUAAGAAUUGGUUGCACUGAAACAUUCAAGCUUCUGGGAGCUGUUCACAGUGCAUUGUUUUUAACCAUCAUUUAUAUGUAAUAGAUUUUUUUUCUCUCAUCAUGCCAUAAUGGAAAAUUUUCUUUCUGAGUCAGAGCCAGAAUGAUAUGAAAUAAUGUGACAUGUUAGAAUGGCAUGAAAUAAUAUGAGCUUUUAUGUUCUAUGAACAGUGAUAUUUGAUUGAGAUCAAAACCUAUGUACACAGCCUGCCACUCGGCCGGUGUGUUUUGUUUUAAAAUUGAGCUCAGUACUUACCACAUGGAGAUAGCAAGUUAGUUUUCCACAAGAUUAAUAAAGUGUUGAAAUCUGUCAAAAUGUGGCAUUUCAGAUUGAAACAUACCGAUGUGUGACUACCUACCAAGGAGCACCCUGCAUCGUGGUAGGCCCAUGUACGUGUGAACUCAAGCCUUGGGUGAGCAAAGAUUGUACGUAUGUUAAGAAAUAGCUUCCAAGAACAGAGCUUAAUUUGCUCUGCUGCCCUUAAGUCCCCAUAUUAUGAGCCUUGUUAAGGCUCUGCCUAAAUGGACCAUUUUUAUCUGGUUGCAGGGACUGAGAGUCCCUGACUGAAGAGCUGAGAGCUAGGGCAGGCAGGGGGCUUUGGGGAGAGCCUGGCUCAGGUGGUAGUGAGGAAGGAGAUCCCAGUUUCCUGCAGGAGGGGGUUACACAUCGCUGACCCCGAGAUCCGGAGCAGGUCGGACACCCCCCUCGGAGCAGUGGGCGCAGAGUGAUUAUUCCUCUUCCUCCGCGUCUCCCUGAAGACUGAGUUUAGGUGCUUGAGAGCAGUCCUUUUCUAAAAUUGCCAUCGAUGAUUAAAAUAAAUAAUUCAUUGUUCGGUUCCUUGUCCUGAAUAAAGUGUUAAUAUUGUGGUAUCGAAUUUCAUGGAAAUGUAAAUGUUUUGGUAGAGCCAUCUAAUGGAAACUUGUUCUUGGUAACAACAAACGGAGGGUACAUUGUGUGCAGUUGUUUAAAUAUAAAUUCCAUUGUGUAAUUUUAAUAGUUUUUUAAACAUUUGAUUUUAUGGGGACACCUUUGUGGGAUAGUUAGAGUCAGCCAUCUUAAAUAUAGCUGUCGUGUGUCUAGUUUGCUGAGGUGAGAUCUGUUCCUUCAGUUCAUGUUUUCCCUGCCUUGAUGUUGUAAGGAAAGGUCUUAAUCAGGAUGGUAAUUACCUCAUUGAAUUCAAGCAAAGUAAACUUUAGUAACUCAGGUUGUUUGAUAUUGGCAUUUCAAGGAUGGUGGUACCUGAAAGAUACCAAUUUCUCUUUCAUUACUUGAUCUUUGAUCUCUUGAUCUGGUACAGAAAAAGAUGCUUCUGGGAGUCGGUGAAUCAGUGCCCCGAGUAGAGGGUCUCCCCACUCAGGGUACCAUUAGUGCCGACAAUCUGUGAAAGCCACAGAUGAGCUUCAAGCAGUUGCAUGCUCCUCAGAAGUAGUCUGCAACAUUUAAACUCCAUGGUAAUGAUUAAGCAAGGAUGAGGCCAUUCCUGAAAUUUCCCAACUUCCUAGACACACAGAGGCCAAACGUGGAAGACUGAAGUAGGACCUAAGUUAGGGUGUGAGCUAAGGCCUUCAUGCCGCCUCUAAGUCACUCAUCGCCUUACUUGUCACUGCUUAGCUUUCCAGAGAAGUGGGGACAAUUCCUCAUCAAAAUAUAAGUAGCAAAA